CGUCAGCUGCAGGAUGAGGAAAGGCCAUUAUACGUGCAGCUCAACUGGACCAAAGAUCUGAAGGAGGGACGAUUUCUUCUCAGACAGGUCAAUGACCCGACAAAGCUUGAAUUCUACGCUAAAGACGAAAAAAUUCAGAGCUUUGAUAAGAACACACCCAAACGUCUAUCAAAGAGAGAGAAGAAGGAACUCAAGAAAGAGAGGAAAGCAGCCCAACUCAGGGGUGAGGUGAAAGCUUACGACAAGGUCAGUUCUUCAAACUUCACCAGGACUAUCUCAAACCCAGAGAAUGUGCUCAAGAGAAAACGUCAACAGAAGCAGGAUCAGCUGGAGAAAUUCAAACACAGACCUGAAUCAGGUGGAGCCUUCAAGGUUUAUGCCCAUACCACAUUUCCAGAAGUACCGUACAAGACUCUGCUUAUUUCCAUAAACACCAAUGCUUCAGAGAUCGUCAGGGAGAGUCUGGAUAAGUUUGGAGCAAUGAAAGCCAACCCAGCAGACUACUGCCUAGCAAAGGUUGUAGUACCACCGGGUUGUAGCAUCGAUGAUUACGGGAAAGAGAACUUCCAAGAAGCUAUCUUGGAUGAAGAUGAAUACCCCAUGGAUGCUGUCGUGAGAUGGCCCGAGAGCAGAGGUGAACUUAACUUUGAAUUAAAGAGGAAGCCAUCAGAUCACGUUCCUCGUCUCAAGAGACCUGGCAUGAACAGAAUGGAAGACAGUUUUCAGAAUCCCAACAGCAUCCCUCUUGAGAGAUUGCCGUACUUCCUAGAACUCAAUAAUGAUGGUACAGAUAUCAUUGACUAUAAACCCAAACACUACAGACUCCAGAGUGAUGUCACAGAAGUUGGCAGUCAGCGUGACCCUCCUGGCUCUGGACCAUAUUUACAGUUUGUAGCACCAGACAUCCUUCCACGACACUGCGUGGUAGCCAAGAUGGAAGGGGUGGUCACUUUGACGCCCUCGUGUGCCGAGGCAGCGAUCUAUGUGGUCAGUGAACGGAUCUUCGAGACCACCAUCCUCCAGCAUGGGGCCGUGGUGCAGUUUGGACUGCAGUACACUUUCAGAUUCUGUGACCCGCAAGUAGAAGACCCGGACUGGGAGGAUAGGAACAAAUCCCAUGUUGAGACGACGUUUGAUGCUGACGGUAGCAUCGAGACUUACGGAGGCAAGCAGGAAAAGGUAUCUGAUCCAAACACUGAAGUACUGCCGCUUAGCUUAGAGUUUAGAGACACAGGUGAGGACACCUUCUUUGAUGUGGUAGUCCGACAGGUGAACGGAGCCCAGAUCUACUUCAAGCUUGCCCCGACAUACGCCCUUUACCUGGCGUGCCGCUAUCGUCUCUCCAAGCUCUACCGCCCUGAGAUGGGUCCGACAGAGAGGGCUCAGAGGCUUUCCGCCUUCCUCAACAAAAUGGCCGACAUCAUCGACAGGACAGUUGAAGAGGAAUCUCAAGUAGCUGGUGCCUUGACCUUCUGGUUAGCCAAUGUCUCUGAACUCCUUCACUUCUUCAUGGCUGAUCGGGACAUCGGUGGUAUCUCACAGGAUGCCCAGGACAUCCUUCAUACGUGUGUCCAGAACACCUUCAGGCAUCUUGUGAGAGCCAUGCAGCUAGAACUCAACAAGAACCUCUCGGCAUUCCUUGACCCAAGCGAUGAAGCUGAUGUUGAGAAAGAUCUCAUCGCUGACGAGGAUGCAAAGAGCGUUGAGAACGGUCGUUGGAUGAGACCCCCUUCACGAAGCCCUAUGAGUGGCCGCCCAACAAUAGGUGAUGUCCUCCAGAUCCUGUCCUCAGCCAUGACCCUCCUGCGGGUUUGCCGGGUCAACGCCGCUCUCACCAUCCAGCUCUUCUCGCAGCUCUUCCACUUCAUCAGCGCCAGUCUCUUCAACCGUCUGGUCUCCUCCCCCCGUCACGCCGGUCUCUGCACCCAGGACUGGGGUGAGAGGCUGAUGAGACGUCUCUCCAGGGUGGUUGCCUGGGCCGAGAAGCAGGGGUUGGAGGUCGCAGCCGAUACCCAUCUUCAGAAGCUCAAACAGGCCCUGGACCUGUUGAUCGCACCGAAGGAGAAUUCUAACCAGCUCAACUCUGCCAUUAACAACAGCUGGAUGCUGAACUCUCGUCAGAUGAAAGCCAUCCUCGAUAACUAUGUCCCUCCCAAGGGUGCCAUCCAGAUCCCACCAGAAGCCAUUGCUAAGGCCACUGCCAUGGCAGCAUCCCAGGAUGAGCUCCAAGCCCAGCGUGAGGGUCAUCCUAUCCUGAUAGAGGAGGAGAGAGAACUAAGGGUACCAGCCUUCCUACCUGACGAUGGCUACUCUAGUGAUAUCAUCAAGGGCGUUCCUAACGGUCUUAGAGAGUUCUUCAAUCCACUCAUACAAGCUGCUCUUGUGCGUUUGACCCCUCACCCAAAGGCCAACGGUACAUGGACUGUGUAUAUGUAUGGCAAUCAACCAUCCAUCCUAGAUUCUCCAGGUCCACCAUCGCCUCAAUCACCAACCUCCCCACAACCAGGCUCUGCCCCACACCUUGAGCCUCAAGUUAAACCUGAUGCUAAGCCAGCUGGUAAGGAGCCUGAGGUCAUUACCAUAGAACUUAACAAACAUGGAAAGCCAGGCAUGGGACUGAGCAUCAUUGCAGCUACUGGAGCUGGUCAAGAAAAGAUUGGUAUCUACGUCAAAGCAGUUGUGCCAGGAUCGGCUGCAGAUAAUGAUGGUAGAGUGAAGGCUGGUGAUCAAAUUCUUGCUGUGGAUGGGAACAGUUUACUUGGCUUGGAUCAAGAUGCAGCUGCCCAGUUUCUGGUCAAGUCUGGUCAGAUCGUUGAGAUGACCAUAGCCAAGCAAGGUGCCAUUUUCCAUGGCUUGGCUCAGAUUCUUAGCCAGGCAACGCCCCCUCAGCAAAGAGCUUACAAAGGAGAACCCCGUCAGCCCCGCCCUGUCAGUGAAGACCUAUCAGGGCGCUCCGGUACCCUUCCCCCUGGUAUGGGUGCCCCUAGGGAGUCCGUUGAGCCUAGGGACAUCGCUACCAUGCCUAGGGGGAUAAUUGGUGUGCCCCUUGUGGGCCUCAGAGAGGCCGAUAAGGCCAAGUCGUCCCCCAAUCUCGCUGAGGAUCGGCCACCAGAACGAGGUAACUACAUGCCAAUGACAAGCAAUAACAGUAGAGAUGACUACUCCCGCCAUGGCUCUGUGGGCAUGAGGCCUGAACCAAGGAGCCGUAUGGAGGCAACCCCUACUCCACCAAUAUCCCAAAGGUCCAAGUCUGUGUCACACCUUGACCCAGAACCGAUGGAACAUGAGUCGCAGAGACCAGUGAAGUCCACAGUGGACCUUUCUCAAAAGAGAGAUGAGCAGCCAUACAGAGGUCAUGCUCCAAGAGAAGAACCGCCCUUCAGGAGGGAGGAGGAUGCACACAUGCGUCCUGGAAUGCCUGACAAACCACUUGAGAGUUUUGAAGAGGAGCCCUACAGGAGGCAGCCAGGAUCCAGACCAGGUGAUCCGAGAAGGGAGUCUCCAGACCCUCGAGGUCCUAUUCCCCAACAAAGACCUGGUCAGAUGAGACCUAACCCUCAGCCACGCCAAGUUCAACAGCAGAUGCAGCAUCUGCAGCAGCGGCAUAGAGGACCAUCCCCCCAGCAUCCAGGACAGUAUCCUCCAGGUCAAAUGGGUCCCAGAGGUCCUCAACAAAGAAUGCCAAUGCCGCAGUCAAGGUUUCCACCUGGUCAGCAACCGGGCAUGGGACCAAGAGGACCACCACCUCAACAGCGCAUGCCGGAUGGAGCCAUGCAACAGCAACAGCCACCCAACAGAUAUGGUCCUCCACCUGGGGCAUUCAGGAUUGGGCCUCAAGGAGAAAUACAGAGGCCAGCACCCACACAAGACUCUAGAGAUAAUUAUGGCAUGCCACCACGUCAAAGGAAUUAUAGUCAAGGGGAUAUGAUUGAUGACCCUCCAGAGCCAAGGGCGAGGGUUUACAGUGAAGGGAACACAUUAAGGGGGCCUGAUCAUCCAAACGGACCCCAACCAGCACCCAGAACGAUUAGGGAGGAUCAAUCUAGGCAAUAUGCUCCUAGUGGUCAACAAAGUGAUGACUUGCCUCCGCCUCCGCCACUAGAUCAUUCAGCUUCCCAAUUGCAAGAUAACAAUGACCUCCCUCCACCACCACCUCAAAAUAUGGACGAGGAGGAGGAAUACCGUAGAUGGCAGGAAGAGAGAGCCAACAGAAUUGGAGGAGACCCAUCGAGACAGUCGCCAAACUCUGGUUUCGCUUCUCUUCCUCGUCAGGGGCGUAUCAACAGAUCGUCAUCCCUUACUCGUGAUACACUUCCAGUGGGAAGUGAAAGCCAGCCAACUCCACCUCAGCAGAAGCCUCCCCUGGGCCCAAAACCUGUUCCUCCUCCCAUGCCUCCUGAGAGGACCAAUGCUUCAGCUGAGGCAGCUCGAGGAUCCUUGGAAAGGAGACCUCCUAAUUCCGCUCCAGGCAUGAAUCCUAAAGGUUCUGCAUCUCUCUCAUCAAAAAGCUCUCCCUGGGAUAGAGAGGAGAAAGAACGUCAAGAGAAGCGACUUGAAGAACAAGUUAGACUGAUGAGAGAUGAUGAAAUUGAGUAUUUGUCUUCUUUGCCUUCACUUACUCCUGCUCAACAAGAAAGAUUGAAUAAGAUGAAACUUGACCAGCAGUUCCAGCAGCGCCUUGAAGAAUCCAUGAUGGACAAUGACGAUGAUGAUGAGGAAGAUGAUUUAACUAAGAAACCAGAGUUCCAGAAUCAAAUGGCAAUGGCAAACCGAAGUGCUGAGAUCGCUGCACAAAAAGCAAGAGAGCAACAGCUUGAAAGAGAAAGACAAGAAGAAAGGGAUAAUGAUAUGAGGAGAAAGCAGGAAAUGAGAGUUCAGGAACUGCAAAUGCAACGGCAGCAAGAACGUCAGAGAGAAAUUGAAAUGCAGAGACAACAGGAGCUUCAAAGGCAACAAGAAUUCCAGAGAAAACAAGAGAUGCAGCGCCAGCAAGAAGUCCAACGGCAGCAAGAGCUUAGGCAGCAAGAAAUGCAAAGACAGAAGGAAGCUCAAAUGCAGCAAGAAAUGCAAAGACAGAAGGAAGCUCAAAGGCAGCAAGAAUUACAAAGACAGCAAGAAAUGCAGAGACAGCAGGAACUGCAGAGGCAAGAGGAAAUGCGGAGACAAGAGGAAAUGCGGAGGCAAGAGGAAAUGCGGAGACAAGAGGAAAAAAGAAGGCAAGAAGAGUUGCGGAGACAAGAGGAAAUGCGAAGAAAUGAAGAAAUGCAGAGACAACAAGAAGAGCUAAGGCAGCAACAGUUGCAGCGGCAAGAGGAAGAGAGGCAAAGACAGUUAGAGGCUGACAGAAGGGCGCAACAACAACAAGUAGAAACAAGUGCUCAGCUGGAGUUGAAAAAACUACAGGAAGAACGGGCAAAAUGGAUUAAAGAACAGGAAGAACUAAGACGUCAAGCAGAGGAGGAACGUAGGAAAUAUGAGGAGAUGAAGAGAUUGCGAGAGCAAGAGGAAGAAAUGCAGCGAAGGCACCAGCAACAGCGCAUGGAGUUUGAGAAACGGGCAGCUGAACUGGAACAGGAGAGAAGACGAUUGGAGGAGAUGUCGUUUGAUGACCCACCCCGCCAGAUGAAUGAUAUGAACGCUUCCAUGUCACGUCCGGGUCAGACUGGCAUGGUCCAUGCUACUGUUAGUGCAGGUUAUGUCCCAGGACCAAAUAAACCUUAUGUCCAGGCAGCACCACCAGAAAGGCCGCCAACAGAUGGAUACAGUACCACGGAUGCAAAUUUCCUCAACAAACCGAAACCAUUCAAGAAGGCUCCCCCUCCUAUAGCUCCCAAACGAGUCACAUUCCGACCUGGACAGCGACCAAGUACAUCCGUGGAUCCACUCAAUAAUCUUGGAUCAGCAGGUGACCGAGGGUCCAUCAGUUCCCAACAGAGUGUAAGUUCUAAUAACUCGGGUGGUACACCAGCGCCACCGCCCCAGCAGUCAAGCUUUGGCAACGGCUACUCCAACAACUUCCACACAGCUCCCAUGAACAACUACAUGCACAAUCACAAUCCAACCCCUCCUCCACCACCACCAGCCUCUGUAAACAAUACCCUGGGAUACAGCACACCACCACAGAAUGGUCCACCACCUGUCUAUCGCACUGGGGACACCCCUGGGGUGAUAGGUGCUCAAGAAGUCUACAAUGACCCAAGAGAUAAGAGACUAGCCAAGCAACAGUUGCAGCCCAAGAAUGCCUCACCGGACAUGAAAAACAUGUCCUUUAGGGAUAAGAUGAAACUCUUCUCGGAAUCAACGCCAAAUGAAAAGCCGAAAACCUCGAAGUGGGAAAGGGAGUUCCUUGCAAUGAACCCUAAUCUUCACACCCCAUAGUAACACAGGACUGGAAUAUAAUUCAGUAAUUGAAUAUGAACUCAUUCUUGUGGUAAAGCUGAACUUUGUACUUGUUCAACAUGGACAUUACAUCUAUGCAAAGCAGACAUUGUCAAAACUUUAGCAUGUAUGUUGUUUUGCUUGAAAGAUCUGCUAAAUAUGAAAUGAUGGGAGUGCUGAGAAUCAGCCCAAUGUUAAGGUUUUAAUCAAAUUUUUAAUUCAUAUUUUUAGUGCUUAAACCUUUAAUGAUAGUUGUAUUAAACUGACGACAUUGAGAUUGUUUUAUAAAAUGUUUAAAUUAAGAAGAUACUCUAACACCAUUUCGAACGAUACAAAACUUUGUAUUGAAUAUGCCCCUCUCUGAAAACAAAAAACAAAUAAUUUGGAUUGUAAGCACACUGCUUUUUUCUUAGGAUAACUGUUCUAUUAUGUACGAGGGAGGCAAACUUUCUCAGUGUGUAGAAGACAUUUCUUUCUUAUGUUGUAGCAUUUGUACUAUCGUGAUUACGUUGCGGAAUUUAUUGUGGCUUUGUUUUGUUUUGUAUUGUUUUUUGCCUUUUUGCAGACUGCCUUACACUGUUGUAGAUUUGAUUUCUUAAUUUACUGGUUAAUGACUUCAGUUCUGCCCUACCUUAAUAAAAGAAGCAAGACAUAUUGACAUAUACAUGUAUGGACCAAAAUCAAAGUUUUGGUACUUUAUUUUAUGCAAAAUUCAUCACUUCUGCAGAAAGAAAUUCAUGAAGAUUCUGCUAUGAGACCAGGUAUGAUUACCAUCAAGUUAAUGCAUUGAUUGAUUUAUUUACCAACAAAAGAUACAAAACAUUGCAUUUAGACAAUGGAUUGGUCUCUGUGUUAAUGAUGGACACAUUGCUCAACUUAUUUUAAUCCUCUAUCAAGCAAGGCUAGGAUUAUUCUGUACUGAUUUAUUUUCGUCUGAUGAAAGACCUUCAUAUUAACUGUUACAUAUUCAAACCUUGUUACAGUAUUCUGAGCUCAGCUUGAGUAGAAUUAAAAUGGGGCAAAUAUUAAUGUAGGUCAGUGGUCCUACUGCAAGCCCUCUUUCUCAUUCAAUGCAUCAGGAAAAAACUAAAACUAAAACCUAUUAUCAGAGGUGGAUCACAAUGAAAUAUAGUUUUAUUCAAAUUUUGAUACUACAAGAUCACACAUAGCACAAUGUUAUUGUAAGGUUUUGUGCUUCACAAUAAUAUUUUAAACAAUUUGGGAAAUGUUGGUUUCAAAGAUCUUGCAAUCAUCAUCUUGUCUAGACAACCAACCUGCCCGGACAUACAUGUGCAACAAGUGUGUAUACUACUGUAAUGACAAUUGAUGGGCCAGCAAAAUUCCAUACAUACAUUUACAAUCUGCAUGUCACAAGAUGGUAUAAUUUUUCCAUACAAGUCUGUACAAAUUUUGUGUGUGUUAAACAAACAAUGUCGUAAAACAAGCCCUGGUGUCCUGUAAUUGAUGUACAAUGCAGGAAAAUGGGAAUGAUUUUUUUGUUUUACAUGUUCUACGUGUUUCUAUUAUAUAUUUUCCUCUUUCAAUUUUUCUUUUCAUUUUAGCCUUUCAUUUUUCAUUUCUCUUUCUUGCUCCUCUACACUUUUCUUUCUUCUUGUAUCUUCAGAUUUUUCUCUAUCCUCUUUCUCCUUAUAUUGCUUUCUUUUACAUUUUUUUUGUGUGUCUCAAGUGAAAAGUCAUGUCUUCCUAAGUCAACAUGUGACUAUUGUUUAAUAGAAAAUACUGCUUGCACACCAUUUAGAGAAGUUAUGACACUUGCUAUAUGAAACUUUUUAAGUUGGUCUUGAGAAUGACUGCCACCACACUAUUACGUGAGCGUUUGCUGGUAUUCACCAUUUAGAUGUGAUAGCGACAUUCAACUAGAAAAAACAAAAACCUGUAAAAACAAUAUUUUCACCAAAAUCAUUUAGUCAUCAUCUGUUAUCAGUCUACUGGUGAUAUAUAUUUUGGGGUGCUGUAUAAUAUAUUUUUUUCCUUUUUCGUUGCUGAUAGUACUUACCCCUAUAGUAAUACAGUUUUAUUUACUUAAUAGUAAUCUAAACCUACCACUAUUAAGUUCUGUACAGACUUCAUGUGUGUAAGCUAUUCAACAACAGGGGGUAAUCAACAUUCUCAAAGUACAUUUUUCCAGGUGGUAAUAGUGUGAUGAUGUGCAUGUACUUCUUCAUUCAAAUGGGCAUUUUAUCUUCAAAUAUUUUGUGUGUUCACAGAGAUGGUGGAAAAAGUUGGCUGAUAUGUUUCAAAGUUUUAUCAGGAUGAUGGUGCUGGUGAUUUUUGCUCUGAGUGCAUAAAUUUGCGUCGCAGAUGAUUUUACUAUGUUAAUGAUUAUAGGUUCAGAAAGUGUACGGAUCACCCCCACCCCAUUCAUUAGUAGCAGCUAUUUGUGGAAUGGGAUGAUAUCUCCUGAUAUGAAUACAUUUUAAAGUAGACAAAUUAGCGUCAUUCUUUUCUCGAGGGUUUUUUUUUUCUAAAGCAUAUACUUUGUAAUUUGUUUUUAUCAUAAGAUAUGUUGCAUGAAAUCAUAGAAGAGAAACUGCUUGAUAAAUAUCUCACAUAUUUGUAUAUUUUCAGUUUUACUUGUAAUCCCCCCCUCACUGUUAGUCGAAGAUAACCAAUGGCUACAUGCCUAAUUGGAAUUUAUAUCUACUAAAUAUGCUAUUUUGAAUCGGAAUGAGUAUACUCUAAAACACAGGAAACAGAGAUAUAGUGCAUAACUUGAAGUAUGUGUUUACAAACAGUAAAUAUGUGCAUAAUUUUAACCUGUUGUGUUCGACAUAAUUUGUACAUAUAUGAGGCAGAUGUUUAUUUAAUAUGUUUGCGAGCAUUGUUUUUUUUUGGGGGGGUUGUGUAUAUGCUUUUUGUGUUUCUAACUUGUGAAAUUUAGGCUUCCAAACAAGGAAUUCUACCUUGAAAUAAAAUACAUGUAAUAAUGAAUUCCAUUGUAAAUUUCAAUGAUUUUAGGUUUAACUCUUAUUUUUAAUUUAUCUGGAAAGUUAGUUGAUAUUAAUUUGUAAAAAUUCAUGCAAUUAAUUCUGGAAGUUCACUGAGUUUGCAUGUAAAUACAUGUUUCAUUUUUGUAAUAUAUGACAAAAUAUAGUUCUAUUUUCAUUCAACUUUUAUUGGUCUGUUAAAGCAGUUUCGAGUUAAGAUAUGUACAUUUGUAUCGUUCUUUAAAUUCUGCAUUUUCUUAGGCAUGUUUUUUAAUGAUUUAUUUGCCAAGUGUUCUACAGCGCAUGUGCUAAUGCAUUUGUUUUGUUUGUACAUAUUCAAAUGUUAGCAACUGCAUAUUAUUGUGAUUUCUUCUUUAUUUUGUUAGUUUUUUCUGGUAAAAAAGUGAUAUUUGAUCAGCGACUGCCUUCAUAUGUUGUCCUCUACUUUUGCCAUCUCCACAAAUUGAUGAAUAUAUAUAUUUAGAAAUUUAUUUAUCUAAUAUUUGUUUCCUUUCUCCUCUCUACUUGCACCAUUAUCAUACCUGCAAAUUUAUUGUACAAGAAUGUAUAUAAUAUCCUUUUCAAUUUACUCAUUUACAUGUAUUUUAUUUUUAUUUUAUUGGCAUUCAUGUAGAUCUUGGCUGGCACAUUGAAAACACUUACAUUGGGAUAUUUCAGGAAGAAUGAGACAGGAUGAAAUUGCACAAAUAUCUCUGAUUUAAUAUGUCAUAUUUGCGUAUUAGUAUCACAUGAUGGAGCUGUUACAGUGUUAACUUCUGCAGGCAGCCAUGCCACUUGUUGCGCAAUUCUGCAAAUUGUCCCUUUUUCUUUCAAAAAAUUAAAUCUAGAAUUAGUAUUUUUGUUGAAAAAAAAAAAAUUUGAAGCCUUGUAUUUGGUCAAGAGGCUCAUAUCAAUGUGAGACAGCUCAACUAGUGGGAGCAAUGGCUUGCCAUAGUCUGUUGCAACAUCAGCCUCAUUGGUGUUAAUUGAACACCUAGGGGUGUUUCAUAAAGCUGAUGGAAGAGCUACAUGUAUGCAUGUGAUCUAAAAGUUUUAGUUAACAUAAUAACAAUCAUAUCUUAACAACCUUAACAGCUUCAUACUUCAAUUUUGUUUAAAAAAAUAUUGAACCAUUUUGGCUAUCCAUCAUCCAUUCAUUCAUGAAGUCAUGAUGGACUUUACAAACUGCUUUUUUCUUUACUAGUGUUUAAAUGAUGUGUCCACUCAGAAUAAAGACAGCGUUGUUAAUACCUCUAUCAUAUUAUAUACAACCAAUAACACCUUUUUAGUUUCAAGCAGACAAUUAUGCUUUGCUCAAUUACAAUUUAUAAUUAUUGCACUUUUAAAAUAUAUGUAUCUUAAAUUGUUAUUCCACAUUCAUGAAAUAUUUUUCUGAUUUGUAUCAUAAUCAUGUAUAACAUCUCUUAACGUGAACAACUUUUUAUUUACACUGUAUUCGACUUCAUGUAUUCCUCUGGUACUGAACGUUCAUGAAAUAGAUAAAAAUGAUCCUGUAUUCAAUUGAUACAAUAUUCACCUACUUACAAAUUCAAAUUUGAUUGUAUUCUGCAAUGCCUUUUUUAUAUAAAAUUAUAAUUUGUAUUAUUAUUUGCACCAUUUUACUAAAACACCACUGGUCACUAAUUUUAGAGUAUAUCAAUUUUAACAUUUCAAAUAAAAGGCUUUGAAUGCCAAUGUGAGAUGAAAUUCAUAGAAAAGGGGCAAAUAUCCCUCAAAUUCCCAAGAUUGUAAGGUAAGUCAUUCAUAUUAAUAUUUUGUAAUUAUGAUUGUAAUUAUAUUUCAGGUGUAUAUGUAGGUAUCUGAUGAUACUAAUACAAGCUUGCCAGCUUACAACAUUCAGAAACAUUUUGAAGAGUUUGAAUGCUUGCACCACAUUUUUAGAGUCUUUUUAAAAAUAAAAUUUCAUGAAUGCGGUGCAGCAGAGGUUUUGAAGAAUAUUUAAAGGUCUAAUUUUUUUAUGAUUAAUCUUGCGUUGUAAUUAGAGUUGCAUAUUACGUUGUACAUAAUCGAGUUAGGAGACUUGUUCACAUCUGUUGAUAUUGUUUUGUUGUACUCCAUUUCAGAACAUUUCAUAAAUAAGCGAGUAAAUGCCAUUGUGGCGUGAAACUAAAAAUAU
Messenger RNA from Lytechinus pictus (painted urchin), 11463 nucleotides. RefSeq names its product afadin-like. Gene Ontology annotation, biological process: signal transduction. The transcript is spliced from 25 exons. The record is from RefSeq and is a predicted model, not a curated record. NCBI's taxonomy places the organism in Eukaryota, Metazoa, Echinodermata, Echinoidea, Temnopleuroida, Toxopneustidae. Gene Ontology annotation, cellular component: cell-cell junction. Gene Ontology annotation, molecular function: protein binding. The coding region runs from base 481 to 6378 and encodes 1965 amino acids.